Molecule: messenger RNA, 2196 nt
Organism: Boeremia exigua
Lineage: Eukaryota; Fungi; Ascomycota; Dothideomycetes; Pleosporales; Didymellaceae
Product: T-complex protein 1 subunit eta
Exons: 4
Coding region: 112-1797 (561 amino acids)
Biological process (GO): protein folding
Cellular component (GO): chaperonin-containing T-complex
Molecular function (GO): ATP hydrolysis activity; ATP binding; ATP-dependent protein folding chaperone
Source: RefSeq, a predicted model, not a curated record
CAACACAGCUACGCAGUGUUCGCGCGAUACCCUUUCGACUUGUUGUAUUAGCUCCGCAAGUCACCGAACUCUGCGCAUUCCGUUUUAGACCACAGCUUUCUACACAUCAAAAUGUCGUUCGGCGGUCAAACACCGACAAUCGUCGUGCUGCGCGAUGGCACCGACCAGUCCCAGGGUCGAGGACAGAUCCUCUCCAAUAUCGACGCCUGUCUCGCAGUUCAGUCGACCAUCAAGGGCACAUUAGGGCCCUAUGGCGGCGAUCUGCUCAUGGUUGAUGAGAACGGCAGGCAGACAAUCACAAACGAUGGCGCCACAGUCAUGAAGCUCCUCGACAUUGUCCACCCCGCCGCCCGCAUCCUCACCGACAUCGCACGAUCGCAAGACGCCGAAGUUGGCGAUGGCACAACGUCUGUUGUUGUGAUUGCUGGAGAGAUACUGAAGGAGAUCAGGGACUUUGUCGAGCAGGGUGUCAGCAGCCAGACAAUCAUCAAGGGCCUGAGGAGAGCGUCGAACCUCGCCGUUAACAAGAUUGUGGAGAUUGCGGUGGACACAGCCGAGGGCAACCAGCGCGACACGCUGCAGAAGCUUGCUGCGACUGCCAUGAGCAGCAAGCUGAUCCACCGAAACGCCGAUUUCUUCACCAAGAUGGUCGUAGACGCGGUGCUCACACUCGACCAGGACGAGCUGAACGAGAGGCUCAUCGGAGUCAAGAAGAUCACCGGUGGCGCCCUCCAGGACUCGCUUUUCGUCAAUGGAGUCGCCUUCAAGAAGACGUUCUCGUACGCCGGAUUUGAGCAGCAGCCGAAGUCGUUCCAGCAGCCCAAGAUCGUCUGCCUGAACGUCGAGCUCGAGCUCAAGAGCGAGAAGGACAACGCCGAAGUACGAGUGGAGCAGGUCUCGGAGUACCAGGCUAUUGUGGAUGCCGAGUGGCAGAUCAUCUACAACAAGAUGGAGGCGCUGUACAAGACCGGCGCCAAGGUUGUGCUCAGCAAGCUUCCCAUUGGUGAUCUCGCCACACAGUACUUCGCCGAUCGCGACAUUUUCUGCGCCGGACGCGUAGCCGCCGACGACCUCGACCGCGUGUGCCGCGCAACCGGCGCAAGCCUGCAGUCGACCUGCUCCGACAUCAGCGAGAAGCACCUCGGAACCUGCGAGAAGUUCGAGGAGCGACAGAUUGGUGGAGAGCGUUUCAACUUCUUCGAGGGCUGCCCCGAGGCGAAGACAUGCACGCUUGUGCUCCGUGGAGGCGCGGAGCAGUUCAUCGCCGAGGUUGAGCGAAGUCUGCACGACGCCAUCAUGAUCGUCAAGCGCGCGAUCAAGAACAGGAACAUCGUCGCGGGCGGUGGUGCUGUCGAGAUGGAGAUCUCGUCCUUCCUGCACAACUACGCCGACACAAAGGUCCCCCACAAGCAGCAGCCGAUCAUCAAGGCGUUCGCGAAGGCGCUGGAGGUCAUCCCCCGGCAAUUGUGCGACAACGCCGGUGUCGACGCCACAGACAUCCUCAACAGGCUGCGCGUCGAGCACAGGAAGGGCAGCACCUGGGCCGGUGUCGACUUCAAGACCGAGAGCGUCGCAAACAACAUGGACAUGUUCGUCUGGGAGCCCAGUCUGGUCAAGAUCAACGCUCUGCAAGCCGCCACAGAAGCCGCUUGCCUGAUCCUGAGCGUUGACGAGACCAUCAAGAACCAGGAGUCCCAGCAAGCCCAGGCCCCACAACAGCAGCUGCCGCCCGGCGCCGCGCAGAGAGCGCUCGGCAUGGGUGGUCGUGGCCGCGGCCGCGGCAUGCCCCGGCGGUAGAGGGGUGGAAGUCGAAUGUACUAUACAUCACCGACACAUCGCCGCUGCAGUACAGCGCCGAGAUAAGCUGUCAUGAUAAUGCGAAGAACUCACGACACAGACUCGAGAUCAGUGCGGUGAUGCGAUGCAUGUGAUGAAGUCAGCUCUUGACUGCUUUACGACUCGCACUACGUGAACUACUGACUUUGAGCCAGAACAGGUCAUCACCCCCAACUUGCCCGUCACCUCCCCUCUUCCCCCCAACACGCCAUGCCGUGUCCAUCCACCCCACCCCACCCAGUCUCGCACAGCUUAACAGCACUCUAUCCCUACUCUAACCUCAUCUAGAACCCCCCGAACCACUCGCCCAUCCAAAGCCAGUCCACAGCGUCGUCGCAAACACAGCCAACGGCGCUCGUC